Molecule: messenger RNA, 6654 nt
Organism: Neospora caninum
Lineage: Eukaryota; Apicomplexa; Conoidasida; Eucoccidiorida; Sarcocystidae
Product: NLI interacting factor-like phosphatase domain-containing protein
Exons: 2
Coding region: 1-6654 (2217 amino acids)
Molecular function (GO): phosphoprotein phosphatase activity
Source: RefSeq, a predicted model, not a curated record
AUGGCGACCGAAUUUGGGGACCUCUCAGAGUCGGCGGGGGAAGAAGAGAUGGGAGCAGUCACAUUCGAAGACGACUUUCUGGAAAGUUUGAAAUCGCUCUCCGAUGUCUACUCUGCCCAGCAGCGGAACUGCUACAUGCUCGGCGAGGUCGGGGACCUCCCUCCGCCUCCUUCGGACACAAAGCGGACUGUUUUCCUUGACAUCGAUGAGACUCUGGUUCACGUCACUCCCUACCCCCUUCCUUUUGUCAAACCCGACGCAACCUUUCUUCUCCAAGAAACACGCCGUUCUUCCUUCGUGUCCUCAUCCGCCUCUCCCUCUUCUUCCUCUACCUCCUCUUCUCCCUCUUCUUCCUCUACCUCCUCUUCUCCUUCUUCUUCCUCUCCCUCCUCUUCUCCCUCUUCUUCCUCUCCCUCCUCUUCUCCCUCUUCUUCCUCUUCUUCCUCUCCCUCUUCUCCCUCUCCUUCUUCUUCCUCUCCCUCUCCCUCUCCCUCUUCUUCUUCAGCCCCUCUCACUCUGUCUCCCGUGUAUCUUCCAGGAGCUUCUGCAGGUCCGGCGCCGCGUGCCGCGCUUCUGCAUGUGUAUUAUCGUCCGUUCUUGUUUCCCUUCUUGGAGAGUCUGCUCAAGACGAAGGAGUGCGAGCUCGUGGCCUUCACGGCCGCGCUGCGCGAAUACGCAGACCCCAUCUUGGACGGAAUUGAAAUGAAGCUGGGCGGCGCGCGGGGGAGCAUCUUCGCGGGCCGACUGUACAGACAGCACUGCGCGCGGGCUCCGCGGGCGCCGCUCGUGUCCUCGGCGCUCUUCGAGGAGACACCCGACGAGAUCAACUCGACGGAUGACGGCGAGGAGACAGCCGAGAGUCGUGGGGAGCUCGAGGGCGGGCUGGUAGAGGAGAGGAAAUCUGCGGAGGGCGGGCUGGAAGAGGAGAGGAAAUCUGCGGAGGCGAGUAAGGGCGGCAAGCGGAAGCAGUGUGACCCCGAGACGAGGGACAGGAAGAGGAAGGCGACGACGCAGGAGUUGGGGGAAGACGACAGUGGAAAGACAGCGGACGCGCACGCGGCGCUGUCGGAGGAGCGUCCGGGGGAAGGGGCAGAGGGGAAGGUGGGCGGCGUCGCCUUAGACGGCGAUCGGAGCGCAGGAGGCAGCUCAGGAGGAGAGACCGCGGACGUUUCUGUGUCGAGAGAAGCCGAGCCGAGAGAAGAGGAGGUGGAGACGGCGACUUCUGCUCCCGCGCUGUCUCCCACGUCGUUCGAUUUGCGUGGAGCUUUGGGGAACGCCGAGCGAGACGAGGACGACUUGUUCAAUCAGCAGCUAGUGGAAGCCGAGGAAUUUCUGUACGUGAAAGACUUGGUGCAUGCGGCUCCAGCCCGGUGUCUGUCGCGUUCGGUGUUGCUGGACAAUUCCAUAGUCUCGUUGGCCGCGCAGCUGGCCAACGGCUUGUUGCUUCGCCCCUUUUACGGAGACCCUCAGGACCGGGAGCUCGAAGGCGUUCUCGCGUUCCUCCUGGACCUUUUGGAGAAGAAAGGCGACAUUCGCGAAAGCAUGAAGGAGUCGGGAAUGCUGCACAAAGUUACGCAAAUGCUGCUCCUUCUGCCGGAACUGCGAGACACGCUGGCCCUCUCCGAGCCGCUCAAGGCCGAGCUGAGCACCUAUCUGGGCGAGGGCGAGGCCGAUCAGAGAGAAGACGAGGACAGCGAGCGCGAGGCUGAUCAGAGAGAGGACGAAGACAGCGAACACGAGGGCGAGGCCGAUCAGAGAGAACACGAAGACAGCGAACACGAGGGCGAGGCCGAUCAGAGAGAAGACGAAGACAGCGAACACGAGGGCGAGGCCGAUCAGAGAGAAGACGAAGACAGCGAACACGGCUCACCGGAGGAGAAACGUGUGGAGCCCGGGAAGAAGCGACGGGGCGGAAGGCGGCGCACAGGGCGAAAGGAGUCGGAGGGCCGACGAGGAGGGAAAGGGGACCGAGCCAAGGGAGAAAAGAGAGCAAAGGGAGAGGACGAGGCAAGUAGGGCGCGACCGACGGAGGCAGAAAGACCCGACGCGACGCAUCAAGGAGAGAUCAGCGAGGGCCUGCAGGAAGGCCAGUGCCCGUUGUCGGAGCACCAGUGUCCGUCUCCGAGUGACUCUGCGCUUGAGUCUCCAGCGUCGCUUCCAGCGCCGCUCGAGCUUGAUCCGCUUCUCGGCGGGCUCGCGCCUUUUCCGCUGCUUUCGAAGCGAAACGAAGACGAGUCUUGUCGCUCGACCGAGCCGCCGUCGACGCAGCUGGCUCUCGAAAGCCCCGCGAGUCUCUCUUCGCCUCCGUCGCUUCCUCCGUCUUUCCUCCUGUCUUCGCCAGCCUCCCCAGGGUCUCCGUCUCUCUUGUGCCGCUCGGGCCUCACGAGUGAGCCUCGAGAGAGCCAUCUCGGCCUCGACGGCGCAGGCAAUUGUUCUCCCGCGCCCGAGAGCGGGUGCGAGCGGAACCCGCCGCAGGGCGCGGACGCCUCCGCGGCCGAGUCUGCAGUCUCGGAAAGCGAAGCGACGGGAGAAUGCACGCAGAGGCGUCUGUGUGAGGGCGAAGCCGGAGAGGCGGGGGUAGGCGGGCACUGUUCGCUUGCCUCGAAGCGUCGUCUCGACUCAGCCGCAGAAGACGACACGGAACUCGCAGCUGAAGGCUUCAAUCCAAUUGCGAGCGGUUGCCCCGCCCCCCGCCUGCCUGUGUUGCUUGCUUCCUCUGUGCCCGCCGGAGGUGUCGAGGACCACGCCUGCAGAGACCAGGCGGAAGACGUUCCGCGUAGCGGCGAGGACACCGCCGGUGCGCGGCAGGACCGGAAGCCCCCGUUCCACCGGUCGUUGGAGGACGACAGCUGCAAGCGCAUGCACGUCUUCGAAGGAGCGAUAGCGGACGCCAUGUCUCUCGCGGCGCCGCCCCACCUCCAGGCCUGCGCCGUCCGUGCAGCGGAGCAUGAGUUCUUUCCCGCGUCUCAGUCGUCUCUCUCCGAUAGCCACGCCCCGUCCUACGAGUCUCUCCAGAUUUGGCCAAGUAUCGAGCAGGAGACGAGCGUCUCGCGACCGCGAACCUCCAUGGAAGAGACAGUCCCUCCUGUUCUCUCUGUCGCGUGUUCCUACGUGGCUGGCGUCAGCGCGGCGUCUGGCGAGGCGCAUGGAGUACCUCGAAGACCACGUGCGUUGCCACCUUCUCUCGUCUCGCCUGCGUCCAUUUUGCAUGGCGACCCUCACGCGUCCUCGCUUCCUCGGCCUCCUAGCGACCUUUCAGCAGGACCCGAUUUCUGCGGCGCUGUGUCCUUCCACGCAGACGAACGCGAGAAGGGACAGCCUGACCGCCCGAACCUUCCGCCGCUGGUCAUGCCUUCUGCGCCGACGUCUCCUUCGCACCUCGCUUCCUCGUCCGCCCCCGUGCCGUUCUCCCUUCCCGUCCCUCCGCCCUCGUCUCCCUUGUCUCCGACGUCUUCGCUCCCGCGUCCAGAGCGCUUCCGGGCGGCGAGGCAGUUCACCUUUCACCUGCACGAACCCGCGCGCCGGGGCUCGCGGCCUCGCCAGCACCGCAGAAGUGCCGCGCUGCUCAGAGGCAGUGGCGCGGAGGCUUCAGAUCUUGCGUGUGGCGCCGGAGCGGCCUUCCCGCAGUCUGGCGAGCUCGAUGGUCAGUUCCCGAAUCCUGCGCUGCCUCCGCCGGCUUUGGCGGGCGGCGUGGCGCUGGCCGAGGCGCGCGCGCGAGCGGCGGAGGGCCGGAAGCGGGAGUCUGAAGGCGUGGGAUGCGUCGAAGGCUCCGACGGCUGCCGAGACCUGGAAGAGAGAAGCGAAAGAAGAGCCGGCGCCGGCGCCCCAGCGAGCGCAAGCAGGCAACCUGCGACGCGAACGGGGCGCCCGGCUGAGAACGGCUCUUCUGGGGAUCACUCUCCUCGCCACUCCGCUCCUUCGGCUUCGGCGCCGUCGGCUACGCUGCGACAACCGCGUUUGGCCUCUCAGGCGCGUCCUCCGCAAGUCAACGGCAGGGCGUUGAAUGAAGCGCAAGGCAAAGCGCCGAGGCGCUCGCCCGAACGUUUGUGCCGGGCGCCGUCUCCUGCCUCUCUCGUUCGCGCUAAGCAAGCACCUGGCGGCGCCCAGAAGGGACCCGGGAAAGCCGAGCGCGAGAGCGCGACCCAAAGGAACAGAGACGCCGCGAAGGCCAGCGGGGCGAAGAAGGCCGAGAUGGCUGAGGAGCCUGCUCAAAGCAAGCGAGCGGGCUACGCGCCGACCGCAGGCGUUCCCCCGGGGAACCAGACGCCGGCGCGCCAGAGACUGCAUGCGGCUCGAGCAACCUCUUUGCCCGCUAAAGGCCUUCAAGUCUCGACCUAUGUGCGAAACGACGGCCGCCACACCAACGCAGAGGCAAGGGUGACCCCGUCCCAAGGAGAGAUGAAGAAACGGAUCACGCCCGCAACGUGGCGAGAAGAGCGCGCGCAGCUGCGAGGGCGUGAGGAUUUCCGAACGCCGAAGGUGUCCCCGGUCGAGGGCCCGCGGCCUCGCUCGGUGGCGCCGUCUGCUGUCGCGGCUUCAAAGACCACGCGCUGUCUCCCUUCUUGCUGCGGGGCGGCUGCCGCUUCUCCGAGUCCUGCGUCAUCUCUUUCGACCGGUAGACGCCGAGAGAAAGGCUCCGGGCAACCGGGCGAAGCCGCGCGCGCUCCGCCGCGUGCCCGAGGCUGGUGCGAGCAGCUGACUGUUUCUCUGGGGUGUCGGGAGGCCACGAUCGACAGCGGCGACUCGACCCCUGCGCAGCUAACGAGUGCGCUCCCCGUCCCUUUUCCGGCGGUCUCCGCUACACAACUCAGGGUUCCAUCUGCGCAGCCGUACGUCCGCGUGCCUCGUCCCGCGUCACCGGCCGCAAUGCCGCCUCCACCGGUCGCUGGCGGAGCUCAUGUUCCUUUUGCGUAUGGUGUGCGGUCGAAAAGUUCCCGACCGGAGACCGAGCCCUCGCUGUCGCCCUCAGGUUCUCAAGUCGUGCUUCGCUACUACGGAGACGUCGCUUACGCUGCCCAAGUGUUGUCUCAGAGCCACACAUCGGUCUCCGUUCCAGCGGAUCCGCGUGGUCCUUCCUGCGACACCGCCGACAGGAGCCUCAGGGCGGCCGCGGAGGCGCAACUCGACCGCAGCGCCUCCUCGGCGUCUCAUGCAGGGGUGAGCGACGCGGGGAGCCAGGGGGAAGCCCUGUUGUGGCAUAACGAAGGCGACGAGAGACAGAGGAGCGAGCGGAGCAGUCUGCGGUCAGCAGAACGCGAAGAAGAGGACGGCGAAACGCGAGAGGUUGAGGUUUACUUCGCGCCGCAGUUCUCUGCGUCUCCGCCUCCCUCGGCGGCGACCGCCCCGGCAGCACGGCCCGGAAACGCGAGCGACAAAAAAUCGGAGACAGAGACGAAGGCCAACGAGGGCGAAGGGACAGAGGAACCGUCUUUGUCUUCCAAGUUCCGGAACUACGUGUCUGUGCUCCCGCGCGUUGCCGGCGUCUCUGCCAGUGUCUCUGUCAACGCAGCCGUUCAAAGACCAAACGGUCCACAGAACAGUCCUGGCGGCUCGGUCGGGUCUCCGUCGCCCUCUCCGGCUCUCGCGCGUUCUUCCUCGUCGCUUCCUGUACAGGCCGGGGCCUCUGCAUGCGCCUCUCCGUUGUCUCCACGCUUCGUGCAACCUGUGUUGUUUGUAGGAGCCCCGACCGGGUCUCCCACGUUGGGGUCGCCUCUUGCCGUGCCUGGAGCCGGCGCGCUGGAGCCCCGCUUUUCUUCGCGCGCGUUCGUGUCGUCUCCGCCGUCUCCGAAGUCUCGCAAGUCUCCGGCUCUCGUGGCGCCGUCCUCGACGCUGAUGUUCUACUGCCCCGUUGCCCCGCAGUCACAGAUGCAAGCGGAGGUCGCGCCGUCCCCGUCGUGCUCAGGUUUCGCUCCGGCUUUAACCGGCGCGAGUGACGGGUCGUCCCGGCCCCCGUCGCCUCGGAGUCCCCCUGACAGCAACGCUGCAUGCGCCUCUCCAGGGGCCGCCUCUCGUGAUCUCGCUGUCUCUCGACGGGGUCGGCCGAUGCUAGUCAGUCCCGAGGCCGCUUCUGCUGGCGCCGCGACAAUUCCUUGUGCGGUAGCGACUCUCCCUGGUCUCGUCGCGUCGACUUCCCUGUCGCGACCAAUCACCCCCUCACCUCCCCCUUCUUCUCUUUCGCCUCCGCUGUCGCCUGUGGCAGGCGCCGCCCCUUCCGAUGCGCUCGUGUAUGUGUCGCCGUACCCGGGCCCGCCUUCGGCUUCGCAGGCCGUCCCCGGUGCGCCGUCGCGUGGCGCCGUGCCGCCCAUUCGUCUGUACAAGCGCAAGGAUCCGUGGUCUCCGCGCGGAGAGCCUGCCGGCACGGCGAUUCCGUCCAGUCCCGUGCCACGGCUGCCUCUCAACGGGGUUCACGCCGGGGCGAGAGGCCGGAGCCUGGAGGGAGGGGCGCGAAGAGACGGGACGGGCGUUUGGAGACAGCUGACGCCGCGGGGAUCGCGCGUCUGGGUCCCCGCGGAGACAGCCGCGCCGACGUUUUCCAGCAAACCCGCGAGUCUGAAAGCCUCAGGUGAAGAAGGCGUCCAGGCGUCGUGGUUCUGCGGAACGCCUCGCCAGGAAGCGUUGUGGGGAGGCAGAACCGAGAGCAGCGCGGGGCACUAA